Pan troglodytes (chimpanzee) is the source of this 8649-nucleotide messenger RNA. RefSeq names its product BCL11 transcription factor B (gene BCL11B). The record is from RefSeq and is a predicted model, not a curated record. Gene Ontology annotation, cellular component: nucleus. Lineage: Eukaryota; Metazoa; Chordata; Mammalia; Primates; Hominidae. Gene Ontology annotation, molecular function: DNA-binding transcription factor activity; RNA polymerase II cis-regulatory region sequence-specific DNA binding. Gene Ontology annotation, biological process: positive regulation of transcription by RNA polymerase II. The coding region runs from base 1101 to 3785 and encodes 894 amino acids. The transcript has 4 exons.
UGUUAAAAAGCCACCGCUAGUCGCCCCCAGUGCUCCGACUCUCUGGGUCUUUUUGUCUCUAGUGCAGAUUAAACGUCACGUCCGCACUUGAACUUGAAUUUUAUCCCAUUGUACAGAGGCAGCCCCAGCCAUAGAGAGACCGAGAGCUCCCAGAGAACCCGGACUCCGCCAUCUUCACGUUGCAAUCUAUAGCUCCCAGUCUGCGCCCGCACCGACCCAGGCGCACUGGGCGAGCCGCCCCUCCGCCCCGCUCCCCCCGGGCCCGCGGCGCCAGGGGAGCGCUGGGGAGCGCUCGCGGGGACUCGGCAGCCCCUCCGGCCGGCGCCAGCCUGCCAGGUGAACUGGGAAGGAGCCUCUCCUGGUGUCCCCCCAGAGCCUCGGAAGGGUCAGUCUCCGAGAAAAAACAAAAACAAAAACAAAAACAGGCAGCCCGCAGAAAACCCAGAAACAACCGAACCGGGGCAGUUUUACAUUGCUUUGGGUUUUUUGAGGGGGCGGGGUGAGGGGGUACGAGACAAGUCCCCAAGUUUUCUUUGCUUUUUUUUUUCCUUUGCUUUUUCUUCUUUUAUUUUUUUAUUUGUUUGCAUUUUUUCCCCCUCCUGGUAGAAGUGCGCUUUCCACCUACCAGACCCUGGAAGAAAGUGUCAGGAGCCGGUGCAAAAUCCAGUUUAAGUUCAAGAAGACAUUUGCAAGUGCAAGAGGCCAAGCAGUUUGAAGAAGUGUAAGAGAUUUUUUUUCCUUCGAAAGAAUAUAUUUUUAAAGAAACCAGCCAGUCCGCGGAAAGCAACAGCAGUUUUUUUUUUUUUUGCCUCUUUUUCUUAUUUUAGAUCGAGAGGUUUUUCUUGCUUUUCUUCCUUUUUUUUUCUUUUUGCAAACAAAACAAAAAACAGCAUAGAAGAAAGAGCAAAAUAAAGAAGAAGAAGAGGAGGAAGAGAGGGCAAGAGAGGAAGGGGAAAAAAAGCACCAACCCGGGCAGAGGAGGAGGUGCGGCGGCGGCGGCGGCGGCGGCGGCGGCGGCAGCGGCGGCGGCUCGGACCCCCUCCCCCGGCUCCCCCCAUCAGUGCAGCUCUCCGGGCGAUGCCAGAAUAGAUGCCGGGGCAAUGUCCCGCCGCAAACAGGGCAACCCGCAGCACUUGUCCCAGAGGGAGCUCAUCACCCCAGAGGCUGACCAUGUGGAGGCUGCCAUCCUUGAAGAAGACGAGGGUCUGGAGAUAGAGGAGCCAAGUGGCCUGGGGCUGAUGGUGGGUGGCCCCGACCCUGACCUGCUCACCUGUGGCCAGUGUCAAAUGAACUUCCCCUUGGGGGACAUCCUGGUUUUUAUAGAGCACAAAAGGAAGCAGUGUGGCGGCAGCUUGGGUGCCUGCUAUGACAAGGCCCUGGACAAGGACAGCCCACCACCCUCCUCACGCUCCGAGCUCAGGAAAGUGUCCGAGCCGGUGGAGAUCGGGAUCCAAGUCACCCCCGACGAAGAUGACCACCUGCUCUCACCCACGAAAGGCAUCUGUCCCAAGCAGGAGAACAUUGCAGGGCCGUGCAGGCCUGCCCAGCUGCCAGCGGUGGCCCCCAUAGCUGCCUCCUCCCACCCUCACUCAUCCGUGAUCACUUCACCUCUGCGUGCCCUGGGCGCUCUCCCGCCCUGCCUCCCCCUGCCGUGCUGCAGCGCGCGCCCGGUCUCGGGUGACGGGACUCAGGGUGAGGGUCAGACGGAGGCUCCCUUUGGAUGCCAGUGUCAGUUGUCAGGUAAAGAUGAGCCUUCCAGCUACAUUUGCACAACAUGCAAGCAGCCCUUCAACAGCGCGUGGUUCCUGCUGCAGCACGCGCAGAACACGCACGGCUUCCGCAUCUACCUGGAGCCCGGGCCGGCCAGCAGCUCGCUCACGCCGCGGCUCACCAUCCCGCCGCCGCUCGGGCCGGAGGCCGUGGCGCAGUCCCCGCUCAUGAAUUUCCUGGGCGACAGCAACCCCUUCAACCUGCUGCGCAUGACGGGCCCCAUCCUGCGGGACCACCCGGGCUUCGGCGAGGGCCGCCUGCCGGGCACGCCGCCUCUCUUCAGUCCCCCGCCGCGCCACCACCUGGACCCGCACCGCCUCAGUGCCGAGGAGAUGGGGCUCGUCGCCCAGCACCCCAGUGCCUUCGACCGAGUCAUGCGCCUGAACCCCAUGGCCAUCGACUCGCCCGCCAUGGACUUCUCGCGGCGGCUCCGCGAGCUGGCGGGCAACAGCUCCACGCCGCCGCCCGUGUCCCCGGGCCGCGGCAACCCUAUGCACCGGCUCCUGAACCCCUUCCAGCCCAGCCCCAAGUCCCCGUUCCUGAGCACGCCGCCGCUGCCGCCCAUGCCCCCUGGCGGCACGCCGCCCCCGCAGCCGCCGGCCAAGAGCAAGUCGUGCGAGUUCUGCGGCAAGACCUUCAAGUUCCAGAGCAAUCUCAUCGUGCACCGGCGCAGUCACACGGGCGAGAAGCCCUACAAGUGCCAGCUGUGCGACCACGCGUGCUCGCAGGCCAGCAAGCUCAAGCGCCACAUGAAGACGCACAUGCACAAGGCCGGCUCGCUGGCCGGCCGCUCCGACGACGGGCUCUCGGCCGCCAGCUCCCCCGAGCCCGGCACCAGCGAGCUGGCGGGCGAGGGCCUCAAGGCGGCCGACGGCGACUUCCGCCACCACGAGAGCGACCCGUCGCUGGGCCACGAGCCGGAGGAGGAGGACGAGGAGGAGGAGGAGGAGGAGGAGGAGCUGCUACUGGAGAACGAGAGCCGGCCCGAGUCGAGCUUCAGCAUGGACUCGGAGCUGAGCCGCAACCGCGAGAACGGCGGUGGUGGGGUGCCCGGGGUCCCGGGCGCGGGGGGCGGCGCGGCCAAGGCGCUGGCUGACGAGAAGGCGCUGGUGCUGGGCAAGGUCAUGGAGAACGUGGGCCUAGGCGCACUGCCGCAGUACGGCGAGCUCCUGGCCGACAAGCAGAAGCGCGGCGCCUUCCUGAAGCGUGCGGCGGGCGGCGGGGACGCGGGCGACGACGACGACGCGGGCGGCUGCGGGGACGCGGGCGCGGGCGGCGCGGUCAACGGGCGCGGGGGCGGCUUCGCGCCAGGCACCGAGCCCUUCCCCGGGCUCUUCCCGCGCAAGCCCGCGCCGCUGCCCAGCCCCGGGCUCAACAGCUCCGCCAAGCGCAUCAAGGUGGAGAAGGACCUGGAGCUGCCGCCCGCCGCGCUCAUCCCGUCCGAGAACGUGUACUCGCAGUGGCUGGUGGGCUACGCGGCGUCGCGGCACUUCAUGAAGGACCCCUUCCUGGGCUUCACGGACGCACGACAGUCGCCCUUCGCCACGUCGUCCGAGCACUCGUCCGAGAACGGCAGCCUGCGCUUCUCCACGCCGCCCGGGGACCUGCUGGACGGCGGCCUCUCGGGCCGCAGCGGCACGGCCAGCGGGGGCAGCACCCCGCACCUGGGCGGCCCGGGCCCCGGGCGGCCCAGCUCCAAGGAGGGCCGCCGCAGCGACACGUGCGAGUACUGCGGCAAGGUGUUCAAGAACUGCAGCAACUUGACGGUGCACCGGCGGAGCCACACCGGCGAGCGGCCUUACAAGUGCGAGCUGUGCAACUACGCGUGCGCGCAGAGCAGCAAGCUCACGCGCCACAUGAAGACGCACGGGCAGAUCGGCAAGGAGGUGUACCGCUGCGACAUCUGCCAGAUGCCCUUCAGCGUCUACAGCACCCUGGAGAAACACAUGAAAAAGUGGCACGGCGAGCACUUGCUGACUAACGACGUCAAAAUCGAGCAGGCCGAGAGGAGCUAAGCGCGCGGGCCCCGGCGCCCCGCACCUGUACAGUGGAACCGUUGCCAACCGAGAGAAUGCUGACCUGACUUGCCUCCGUGUCACCGCCACCCCGCACCCCGCGUGUCCCCGGGGCCCAGGGGAGGCGGCACUCCAACCUAACCUGUGUCUGCGAAGUCCUAUGGAAACCCGAGGGUUGAUUAAGGCAGUACAAAUUGUGGAGCCUUUUAACUGUGCAAUAAUUUCUGUAUUUAUUGGGUUUUGUAAUUUUUUUGGCAUGUGCAGGUACUUUUUAUUAUUAUUUUUUCUGUUUGAAUUCCUUUAAGAGAUUUUGUUGGGUAUCCAUCCCUUCUUUAUUUUUUUUUUUAAAACCCGGUAGUAGCCUGAGCAAUGACUCGCAAGCAAUGUUAGAGGGGAAGCAUAUCUUUUAAAUUAUAAUUUGGGGGGAGGGGUGGUGCUGCUUUUUUGAAAUUUAAGCUAAGCAUGUGUAAUUUCUUGUGAAGAAGCCAACACUCAAAUGACUUUUAAAGUUGUUUACUUUUUCAUUCCUUCCUUUUUUUUGUCCUGAAAUAAAAAGUGGCAUGCAGUUUUUUUUUUAAUUAUUUUUUAAUUUUUUUUUUUGGUUUUUGUUUUUGGGGUGGGGGGUGUGGAUGUACAGCGGAUAACAAUCUUUCAAGUCGUAGCACUUUGUUUCAGAACUGGAAUGGAGAUGUAGCACUCAUGUCGUCCCGAGUCAAGCGGCCUUUUCUGUGUUGAUUUCGGCUUUCAUAUUACAUAAGGGAAACCUUGAGUGGUGGUGCUGGGGGAGGCACCCCACAGACUCAGCGCCGCCAGAGAUAGGGUUUUUGGAGGGCUCCUCUGGGAAAUGGCCCGACAGCAUUCUGAGGUUGUGCAUGACCAGCAGAUACUAUCCUGUUGGUGUGCCCUGGGGUGCCAUGGCUGCUAUUCGCUGUAGAUUAGGCUACAUAAAAUGGGCUGAGGGUACCUUUUUGGGGAGAUGGGGUGGCCUGCAGUGACACAGGAAGAAACUAGCGGUGUUCUUUUAGGCGUUUUCUGGCUUGACGGCUUCUCUCUUUUUUUAAAUCACCCCCACCACAUAAAUCUCAAAUCCUAUGUUGCUGCAAGGGGUCAUCCAUCAUUUCCCAAGCGGACGAAUGCCCUAAUUAAUUGAAGUUAGUGUUCUCUCAUUUAAUGCACACUGAUGAUAUUGUAGGGAUGGGUGGGGUGGGGAUCUUGCAAAUUUCUAUUCUCUUUUACUGAAAAAGCAGGGGAUGAGUUCCAUCAGAAGGUGCCCAGCGCUACUUCCCAGGUUUUUUUUUUUUUUUUUUUUCCUAUCUCAUUAGGUUGGAAGGUACUAAAUAUUGAACUGUUAAGAUUAGACAUUUGAAUUCUGUUGACCCGCACUUUAAAGCUUUUGUUUGCAUUUAAAUUAAAUGGCUUCUAAACAAGAAAUUGCAGCAUAUUCUUCUCUUUGGCCCAGAGGUGGGUUAAACUGUAAGGGACAGCUGAGAUUGAGUGUCAGUAUUGCUAAGCGUGGCAUUCACAAUACUGGCACUAUAAAGAACAAAAUAAAAUAAUAAUUUAUAGGACAGUUUUUCUACUGCCAUUCAAUUUGAUGUGAGUGCCUUGAAAACUGAUCUUCCUAUUUGAGUCUCUUGAGACAAAUGCAAAACUUUUUUUUUGAAAUGAAAAGACUUUUUAAAAAAGUAAAACAAGAAAAGUACAUUCUUUAGAAACUAACAAAGCCACAUUUACUUUAAGUAAAAAAAAAAAAAAAAUUCUGGUUGAAGAUAGAGGAUAUGAAAUGCCAUAAGACCCAAUCAAAUGAAGAAAUAAACCCAGCACAACCUUGGACAUCCAUUAGCUGAAUUAUCCUCAGCCCCUUUUGUUUUUGGGACAACGCUGCUUAGAUAUGGAGUGGAGAUGAUUUACUGCUGAAUUAAAACUCAAGUGACACAAGUUACAAGUUGAUAUCGUUGAAUGAAAAGCAAAACAAAAACAAUUCAGGAACAACGGCUAAUUUUUUCUAAAGUUAAAUUUAGUGCACUCUGUCUUAAAAAUACGUUUACAGUAUUGGGUACAUACAAGGCUAAAAAAAAAAUUGUGUGUAUGUGUGUUGGAGCGAUCUUUUCUUUUCAAAGUUUGCUUAAUAGGUUAUACAAAAAUGCCACAGUGGCCGCGUGUAUAUUGUUUUCUUUUGGUGACGGGGUUUUAGUAUAUAUUAUAUAUAUUAAAAUUUCUUGAUUACUGUAAAAGUGGACCAGUAUUUGUAAUAAUCGAGAAUGCCUGGGCAUUUUACAAAACAAGAAAAAAAAUACCCUUUUCUUUUCCUUGAAAAUGUUGCAGUAAAAUUUAAAUGGUGGGUCUAUAAAUUUGUUCUUGUUACAGUAACUGUAAAGUCGGAGUUUUAGUAAAUUUUUUUCUGCCUUGGGUGUUGAAUUUUUAUUUCAAAAAAAUGUAUAGAAACUUGUAUUUGGGGAUUCAAAGGGGAUUGCUACACCAUGUAGAAAAAGUAUGUAGAAAAAAAGUGCUUAAUAUUGUUAUUGCUUUGCAGAAAAAAAAAAAUCACAUUUCUGACCUGUACUUAUUUUUCUCUUCCCGCCACCCUCUGGAAUGGAUAUAUUGGUUGGUUCAUAUGAUGUAGGCACUUGCUGUAUUUUUACUGGAGCUCGUAAUUUUUUAACUGUAAGCUUGUCCUUUUAAAGGGAUUUAAUGUACCUUUUUGUUAGUGAAUUUGGAAAUAAAAAGAAAAAAAAAAACAAAAACAAACAGGCUGCCAUAAUAUAUUUUUUUAAUUUGGCAGGAUAAAAUAUUGCAAAAAAAAAAAAACCAUUUGUAUGUUAAGUCCUAUUGUACAGGAGAAAAAGGGUUGUUUGACAACCUUUGAGAAAAAGAAACAAAAGGAAGUAGUUAAAUGCUUUGGUUCACAAAUCAUUUAGUUGUAUAUAUUUUUUGUCGGAAUUGGCCUACACAGAGAACCGUUCGUGUUGGGCUUCUCUCUGAACGCCCCGAACCUUGCAUCAAGGCUCCUUGGUGUGGCCACAGCAGACCGGAUGGGAAAUUAUUUGUGUUGAGUGGAAAAAAAUCAGUUUUUGUAAAGAUGUCAGUAACAUUCCUCAUUGUCCUCCCUUUCUCUAAGAGGCCAUCUCUAAGAUGUCAGAUGUAGAGGAGAGAGAGCGAGAGAACAUCUUCCCUCUCUACCAUCACUCCUGUGGCGGUCACCACCACCACCUCUCCCGCCCUUACCGGCAGAAAGCAACGCAAACUGAGCUGCUUUAGUCCUUGAGAAAUUGUGAAACAAACACAAAUAUCAUAAAAGGAGCUGGUGAUUCAGCUGGGUCCGGGUGAAGUGACCUGCUGUUGAGACCGGUACAAAUUGGAUUUCAGGAAGGAGACUCCAUCACAGCCAGGACCUUUCGUGCCAUGGAGAGUGUUGGCCUCUUGUCUUUCUUCCCUGCUUUGCUGCUUUGCUCUCUGAAACCUACAUUCCGUCAGUUUCCGAAUGCGAGGGCCUGGGAUGAAUUUGGUGCCUUUCCAUAUCUCGUUCUCUCUCCUUCCCCUGCGUUUCCUCUCCAUCCUUCAUCCUCCAUUGGUCCUUUUUUUUUCUUUCAUUUUUUAUUUAAUUUCUUUUCUUCCUAUCUGCUCCUCCCCUAAUCCUCUAUUUUAUUUUUAUUUUUUGUAAAGCCAAGUAGCUUUAAGAUAAAGUGGUGGUCUUUUGGAUGAGGGAAUAAUGCAUUUUUAAAUAAAAUACCAAUAUCAGGAAGCCAUUUUUUAUUUCAGGAAAUGUAAGAAACCAUUAUUUCAGGUUAUGAAAGUAUAACCAAGCAUCCUUUUGGGCAAUUCCUUACCAAAUGCAGAAGCUUUUCUGUUCGAUGCACUCUUUCCUCCUUGCCACUUACCUUUGCAAAGUUAAAAAAAGGGGGGAGGGAAUGGGAGAGAAAGCUGAGAUUUCAGUUUCCUACUGCAGUUUCCUACCUGCAGAUCCAGGGGCUGCUGUUGCCUUUGGAGGCCCCACUGAGGUCCUAGAGUGCCUCCAGGUUGGUCCUCCUGUAGUCAUAACAGCUAGCCAGUGCUCACCAGCUUACCAGAUUGCCAGGACUAAGCCAUCCCAAAGCACAGGCAUUGUGUGUCUCUGUGACUGCAGAGAAGAGAGAAUUUUGCUUCUGUUUUGUGUUUAAAAAACCAACACGGAAGCAGAUGAUCCUGAGAGAGAGGCCUCUAGCAUGGGUGACCCAGCCGACCUCAGGCCGGUUUCCGCACUGCCACAACUUUGUUCAAAGUUGCCCCCAAUUGGAACCCGCCACUUGCCAUUAGAGGGUCUUUCAUGGGGAGAGAAGGAGACUGAAUUACUCUAAGCAAAAUGUGAAAAGUAAGGAAAUCAGCCUUUCAUCCCGGUCCUAAGUAACCGUCAGCCGAAGGUCUCGUGGAACACAGGCAAACUCGUGAUUUUGGUGCUCCUUGUAACUCAGCCCUGCAAAGCAAAGUCCCAUUGAUUUAAGUUGUUUGCAUUUGUACUGGCAAGGCAAAAUAUUUUUAUUACCUUUUCUAUUACUUAUUGUAUGAGCUUUUGUUGUUUACUUGGAGGUUUUGUCUUUUACUACAAGUUUGGAACUAUUUAUUAUUGCUUGGUAUUUGUGCUCUGUUUAAGAAACAGGCACUUUUUUUUAUUAUGGAUAAAAUGUUGAGAUGACAGGAGGUCAUUUCAAUAUGGCUUAGUAAAAUAUUUAUUGUUCCUUUAUUCUCUGUACAAGAUUUUGGGCCUCUUUUUUUCCUUAAUGUCACAAUGUUGAGUUCAGCAUGUGUCUGCCAUUUCAUUUGUACGCUUGUUCAAAACCAAGUUUGUUCUGGUUUCAAGUUAUAAAAAUAAAUUGGACAUUUAACUUGA